Molecule: messenger RNA, 2190 nt
Organism: Chroicocephalus ridibundus (black-headed gull)
Lineage: Eukaryota; Metazoa; Chordata; Aves; Charadriiformes; Laridae
Product: leukotriene B4 receptor 1-like
Exons: 1
Coding region: 451-1743 (430 amino acids)
Biological process (GO): complement receptor mediated signaling pathway; positive regulation of cytosolic calcium ion concentration; inflammatory response
Cellular component (GO): plasma membrane
Molecular function (GO): complement component C5a receptor activity; G protein-coupled receptor activity
Source: RefSeq, a predicted model, not a curated record
GGUGAGAGGUCCUGGAGGGGCUCCUGAAAAAUAUGGGGGGCAACAACUAGAAGGUCUCGAAGGUGAUGGGGAGGUCUGGUGGGGGGCAACUGGAAGAUCUGGGUGGAUGACUACGACGUCUAGGGGGGGUGGAAAGUGGGAGGUUUGAUGGGGGCAAAUGCGCAGUGUGGUGGCCCACUGGGCAAUCUGGGGGGCAACUGGGAGAUGCGAAGAUAGAGGGAAAGAGCCCAGCGGGGUAAAGGAAGAAGAGGAGGAGACUUCAGAGAGCGGGGAGAAGGAAGGAGGGGUGGUGGGAUGGAGAAGAAAGGGAGGGGCCCUGGGGAGGGGUGAGAUGGGAGAUGGGUUGGAGGGAUGGAGGGAGGGACGGAGGAGAGAUGAAGGGAGGGAGGAAAGGAUGGAGAGGAGGAGGAAGGGUGGGAUGGAUGGAGGGAUGGAGGUGUGGAGGGAGGGAUGGAUGAAGGGAUGGGUGGAGGGGUGGGAAGAAGGAGGAAGGGAUGGAUGGAUGGAUGGAUGGAGGAAAGGUGGGAUGGAGGAAGGGAUGGCGGGGUGGAGAGAGGGAUCAGUGGAUGGAUGGAAGGAUGGAUGGAUGGAGGGCUGGAUGGAGAGACACCUGCAUUUUCUCGGGAGGAUUCUGUGUUCCCCCUCUUCCCACAGCCCCUCUCCACCACCGCCAUCAUGUCCUCGUGUCCUGCCAACACCUCAUCCCCCCCCAACGCCACCACUGCCCCCGUCCCCGGUGCAGCGCUGGGGCUGACCCUGCUGUCGGUGGCAGUGGUGGUGGGGCUGCCGGGCAAUGCCAUAGUCCUCUGGGGCUGUGCCGUCACCCGCCGGCGCAGCGUCCCCGUCCUCCUCAUCUUCCACUUGGCCUUGGCCGACAUGGUCACCCUCCUCACCGGUCCUGUCUACAUCCGGGCCUUGAGUGCUGGCCAAUGGAACAUGGGCUUGGCCGUCUGCCGUGGGUGCAACUACCUCUGCGCCGCUGCCAUGUACGUCAGCAUCUUCCUCAUUGCUCUUCUGGCUCUCCAUCGGUGCUUGGCGGUCUCCAGGCCAGCGACGACGGUGGUGACGGCAGGUGAUCGUGCCGGACAGUUGGCUCACGGAGCGGCAGUGGUGACUUGGUCGGCGGCUUUGGUGUUGGCCAUCCCAUCCAUCAUCUUCUGGCAGGUGAAGGACGGGCACUGCAAGCGGGUGCACAGCACGAAGGCUUGGUUGGUGGUCCAAAAUCUUCUGGAGACCAUCUUGGGUUGGGCCCUGCCGUUGACCACCAUAGCCACUGGCUACGGGUUACUGGUCUGCCGGUUACACCAGACCCGCUUGGCCCGGCGUGGUCACACCUUCCGCCUGGUGGUCGCCGUGGUGGUGGCCUUCGCUGUCGCGUGGGGACCUUACCACGUGGCCAGCUUGUUGGAAGUGGCAGCAGUCCUCCAAGGGGAUGGGGGGAUCUUGGAAGUGGCUGCCAAAGCCACCCGGCCACCAGCCACUGCCUUGGCCUUCCUCAGCAGCGCCAUGAACCCCCUCCUCUAUGCCUGCGCUGGGCGGAGGCUGCGCCGUGGCGCUGUGGGGUCUCUUCUGCCGCGGCUCCUGGAGAUCUCGGCCAUCGCUGGCAGCUCCCGAGGGACCGUGGCCAAGGGGACCACGCAGGGGGAGAGGGGCUGGAGGGGAAGGGAGCGGGGGGGGACAACAGGGGGGAAGGAGGGGACAAUGUUGGAGGAGCAAGGGGGGCAGGGGGAGGGGGCCCCCUAAAACGAACCCCUCCCGCUGUUCAUGCGUCCUCUUCUCCACCUCUCCAUCCCUCCCACUCCCCGUCCACCUCCAUCCCUCCCUCCCUCUGUCCCUCCAUCCAUCCCUCCAUCCCUCUCUCCAUCCAUCCAUUUCUCCAUCCCCCCCUCUCUCCAUCCCCCCACCAUGUCCCCUUGGUGGCCCCACCCGCUCUGCCACCCCUUGCCGAGGGCUGGAGGAGAAACACGACACCUUGAGACCCCCCCCGGGGUUUCCCCCGGACAGUGAUGUCACCUGUGUCCCUCUGUCCAGGUCAGGACCCCCGUGGGGCACAGGGUGGGGAGGGACAGUGGGGGGCUGGGGGGGCCCAGGGGCCCAGUUCUGGGGAGAUACUGGGGGGGUCUCAGGUGGGGCUGGGGGCAGCAGGAGUGUCCCCAGGGGUGUGACCAGGGGGGCACCUCCCAGGAGGUC